ACCUUUCAGGGAAGUGUGCUUCUGGUUCUGAUACAGCUCCUGUCCCCACGCAUGUCUGUUUUCAACAACUCUGAGGUCAAGUAUUUUCUUCUAAUUGGGAUCCCAGGACUGGAAUAUGCCCAUGCAUGGAUCUCCAUCCCCAUCUGCCUCAUGUACCUUAUUGCCAUCGUGGGUAACUGCACUAUCAUUUUUGUCAUCAAGACAGAGCCUUCUCUUCAUGAACCCAUGUACUAUUUCCUUACCAUGUUGGCUGUCUCUGAUAUGGGUUUGUCCUUCUCUUCCCUUCCUACCAUGCUUAAGAUCUUCUGUUUCAAUGCCAUGCAAAUCUCACCCAAUGCCUGUUUUGCUCAAGAGUUCUUUAUCCAUGUAUUCACUGCCAUGGAGUCCUCUGUGCUUCUGAUUAUGUCUUUGGACCGCUUUCUUGCCAUUCACAACCCCUUAAGGUACAGUUCUAUCCUCACUGGCAGUAGGGUUGCUAAAAUAGGGUUAAUUUUAGCCAUCAGGAGCACAGCUUUGGUGCUUCCAUUCCCUUUCACACUAAGGAAACUGAAAUACUGUCAAAAGAAUCUGCUCUCUCACUUAUACUGCCUUCAUCAGGACGUCAUGAAACUGGCCUGCUCUGAUAACAAGAUCAAUUUCAUCUAUGGUUUCUUUGCGGCUCUCUGUACUAUGCUGGACUUUGCCUUGAUUCUUAUGUCUUACAUGCUGAUCUUGAAGACAGUUCUCAGUAUUGCAUCUCUGGUAGAAAGGCUAAAAGCCCUAAAUACCUGUGUCUCCCACAUCUGUGCUGUGCUCAUCUUCUAUGUCCCCAUCAUCACCUUGGCUGCCAUACAUCGCUUUGCCAAGCACAAAAGCCCCCUACUUGUAAUCCUUAUUGCAGAUAUGUUUUUGUUGGUGCCACCCCUGAUGAACCCCAUUGUGUACUGUAUAAAGACUCGACAAAUCCGGGAGAAGGUCUUGGGAAAGUUGGUUAACUUAUGUGUGAGAUAAGGACUUGGUAAUAUAAAUAAUUCAUUAUCUGAAAAUAGGUACUUACUGGUACCUGCUGUGCUCAACUUCAUUCAUGGUGGUUAUUAUUUGGUGAAUUUCUGGAGUGAGGCACUGAAAUUCUGUGAUGUAUAGAAUUUAUAAUGAGUUUAAAACAUUUCCAGUAACUGUACAAAAAUCAGCUGAGAGAUAUGAUUUAGUGAGGCAUAACUAAUAAUUUAAAUGGUUUUUUAAAUAAAUCAUUUAUGUGAUUGAACAGAUAAAUCAGGCUUUAAUUAAUUGACAAAAUUUGAGUAGACUUACUACCUUUCAAUUAAUAUUUAUAAAAUAUUUCUGUAAUGCAUAAUAUUUAUACCACAAAAGAAAUCAAAUUGGCAGUAUAGAUAGUAGUUAUUUGGCAAAUACUGAGUGAUAGUUUUAGAUGAAAGGCCUGAACUUGGUUAGGAGUAUAUGAAAGAAGUUGAAACCUUGACAUAUUUUGAAAGUUUUUUUGGGAGGAAGGGCAAUAUGUCUGAUCUAUAUUCAAGAUAGAUUGAAUCUAGGAGAAAAAAAGAGACAGGUCAACACUCUUCUGUGAUGUGAUAACUCUUACAUGAGGAGAGAGGUAACAGAAGUAUAUAGUUUUUGUCGUUUGUUUUCUUGUUCUCAUUUUGAUUGUUAUUAAAUAAAAAUAUAAUUUAUAUUAUGUUUCCACAUUUCAGAAAGUACCUGAAAAAUAGCUUUAAACUCUGUUGUUCUUGUUUAGUCUUUUACGUCAUAUUGUUAGUGACUUUCAAAUAAAAUGUAGCUCUUAAAA
Rattus norvegicus (Norway rat) is the source of this 1783-nucleotide messenger RNA. NCBI's taxonomy places the organism in Eukaryota, Metazoa, Chordata, Mammalia, Rodentia, Muridae. The record is from RefSeq and is a predicted model, not a curated record.